UCAGCGUAUAUGACGGUUGCACAGAAACAUUUUUUUUCCUGUAGCACCGUUGUCAUUAGAUUGUUGAGAAAUUUGGUCAUGUUUCGGAAUGUUUUAGACAGACUGGUGACCGAAACCGUUCGUAUUCACCGUUAUGUGAAACAUGUACCUUUAAAACCGAGGACAACACCUGCUUCCGUGUUUGUGAGGAGCUUUACGGGUGCAAAGGACGAAGCGCAGCCGCCUUUUGACACAUCACUUCUUGACUUUCUUGUGUGUCCUUUGUCUAAGAAGCCACUAAGGUAUGAGUCCAACACCAAUGAGCUGAUCAAUGAGGAGCUGGGCAUCGCUUAUCCCAUCAUUGAUGGCAUUCCAAACAUGAUCCCUCAAGAAGCCAGAAUCAUUAAGAAAGCAUCAGACACCUUGAACAGACCAACACAAGAAUAACUUUGGAA
This is a messenger RNA of Betta splendens (Siamese fighting fish), 434 nucleotides long. Its product is annotated as UPF0434 protein msl4429-like. The record is from RefSeq and is a predicted model, not a curated record. Lineage: Eukaryota; Metazoa; Chordata; Actinopteri; Anabantiformes; Osphronemidae. The transcript is spliced from 2 exons. The coding region runs from base 10 to 426 and encodes 138 amino acids.